This is a messenger RNA of Fusarium odoratissimum NRRL 54006, 2520 nucleotides long. RefSeq names its product NTE family protein. Gene Ontology annotation, biological process: lipid metabolic process. Lineage: Eukaryota; Fungi; Ascomycota; Sordariomycetes; Hypocreales; Nectriaceae. The transcript is spliced from 2 exons. Bases 1 to 2373 code for a protein of 790 amino acids. The record is from RefSeq and is a predicted model, not a curated record. Gene Ontology annotation, molecular function: triacylglycerol lipase activity.
AUGGCCGACCUUAUUCUUCCUGCUCGCGCGGUCCCAAGUCUAUACAACAAAUCUACAAAAUCUCCGGUCAAAUCAAAUACAAAAGCGAAGCGACCGCCGGUAUCUUCAGUCCCUGUUGUCGGAACGCUACAAAAAGCGAUCAAAUCGGCAAACGAUACAUGGCAGUGGUGUAAAGAUGGCUUAACUGAAGAUCAGCGCCUGAAGAUCAAGCAGUUGGAGGAGAGGAAGCGCAUGCUAUGUCUGUCCAUGCAGAAUGCCGAGUCCCACGCACAAUGGGAGAGUGCUGCGAAAGAACUCGACAGCCUCGAAGGCAACGACGAAUGGAAGCGCGACUCCUCCUCAGGCGACUAUAACCCUGAACUGAUCCAGCAACGACUCCACGAUCUCGACGAAGCGCGGACGAAAUGCGACGUACAUACAAUGAUGCACUUGAUCCGCACCGCUUUGUCGCGCGACCUUGGCGGUAUGGAUAACGUUGAUCUUUACCGACAUUCGUACUCCGGAACGAAACACCUUAUCGAACGAUAUGUUGAAUCUACAAUUAGAACUAUUGAUGCUGUUGUCACGCAAAGUCGGCUUGACCAGAGUAUUGAGAAUAGAGACCUACUUGAAGGAAUAUUAUUUGCUCGGCAGAGUUAUGGCCGAAGCGCUUUACUUUUGUCUGGUGGAGGCACCUUUGGCAUGUCGCAUAUUGGUGUUCUCAAGGCUCUUUUCGAAGCGCAGCUAUUGCCGCGAAUUAUCUCAGGCGCAAGCGCUGGAAGUAUCGUGUGCGCUGCCAUGUGUACUAGGACGGACGAGGAGAUCCCGAAGCUUAUCGAAGAGUUUCCGUAUGGGGAUCUUGCGGUUUUCGAGGAUCCUAGCGGUCAAGAUGGUGUUUGGAGUAACUUGCGUCGGCUGUUGACCGAGGGAAGUUGGUCUGACAUCAAGCAUCUUACCCGGGUAAUGAGAGGAUUGAUGGGCGACAUGACGUUUCAGGAGGCUUACAACCGGACGCGGCGUAUUCUCAAUAUCUGUGUCUCCACGGCUUCGAUGUACGAAUUACCGCGCCUUCUCAACUACGUCACUGCGCCGAAUGUCAUGAUCUGGUCGGCGGUUGCUGCAUCAUGUUCUGUCCCUCUCGUCUUCAACGCCGCGCCGUUGCUUGUGAAGGAUCCGAUCACUGGGGAGCAUCAACCUUGGAACCCUACACCACAAAGAUGGAUCGACGGGUCUGUGGAUAACGAUUUACCGAUGACACGCCUUGCGGAAAUGUUCAACGUCAACCAUUUUAUUGUUUCUCAAGUCAAUCCGCACGUCGUGCCAUUCCUCGCAAAAGAUGACCACUUGUCACCAUUUCGAAAGCCAGAACAAGGCCAGCAAACAAACGGCGAAGACUACGAUUGGAUUCACACCAUGACAUCUCUUGCGCGCGACGAGGCCUUGCAUCGACUUCAUUUUCUGGCCGAACUCGGUAUCAUGCCCAACCUUGCGACCAAGUUCCAGAGUGUUCUCAGCCAGAAAUAUUCCGGCGACAUCAACAUUCUUCCCGAGAUGAGUAUAAACGACUUGCCCCGGUUGUUAAGCAACCCAAGUCCAGAAUUCAUGAUGCGAGCAUGUCUCAUGGGCGAGCGAGCAACAUGGCCCAAAUUGAGCCGAGUGCGUGAUCGGUGCGCAAUUGAACUGGCAUUAGAUCGGGCUGUACACAGACUUCGAGCUCGAGUUGUCUUUUCGCAAAGUCAACGCGAUCUUAGGCAUUUGAACGUCACUGCUGGAAACAUUCCGCUCAAGCUGCCAGCUAGAGUAAAGCAGGGCCAAGCAGUUAUUGAGCCACCUGCGGAGAUUAAGAACCAGAAGCGACAUCGCCGCAAGUCUGGAAGCAGUCUACACGUCGCACCCCGACAGUGGUUAUUACUUGACACGAGCACUAUCACCGAUGACGAGACGGAACAAGAGGAGCGCAUUGAGAUGGAGUCUCGUCGACGCGCUGGGUCUCCCAUCGCACAGCGCAAACCCCGCCUCAACCGUGCAUCCCGCUCACAGAUCCAUAUUCACACCCGAGCUACCCUCUCAGCUGUCGUCGAUGCAGAAGAAGUGAACCCAACAUUUAACUUUUCCAAGCCAAUUACUCCACCAUUAAAGAGUCCAAAGGGCAGCGAGUCACAGGCUGUAUCCGACACAUCCAAGCCAGCGACACCAGAGCCAGACAAUGUCACCUCCGCAACAGAGGCAGAACCAAGUGAGAUGUUCCACUCGAGCGACGGCCGAGAAGACACAGAUGUCAGCGAUCCUGAAACGAUUGAAGUCCAUCAAUUGUCGAGUACACUUAACAAGGCGGUUAGUGUAGAUGAACCGAAUGGGCCAGCUGCGAGGGCGGGUUGGAUUCUUUGGGACUAGGAGAUCAAUAGAUGAGGUACUGUGAGGACAGUAGAAGGGAGGAUCAGCCAUAGAGCAAGAUUACUCAGGAAGCAUUAUGUUUGGUGUUUAGCAUGGGAUUUGAGUAGCAUUGAGAUAUACUAAUCAUAUAAAGCAUAUUCUAUUUAU